Schistocerca piceifrons (Central American locust) is the source of this 718-nucleotide messenger RNA. RefSeq lists its product as uncharacterized. The transcript has 2 exons. NCBI's taxonomy places the organism in Eukaryota, Metazoa, Arthropoda, Insecta, Orthoptera, Acrididae. The record is from RefSeq and is a predicted model, not a curated record. Bases 128 to 718 code for a protein of 196 amino acids. Gene Ontology annotation, molecular function: protein binding.
AUUGGUACACCGUGUUGUUGGAAUGUGAAUGCCCUGUUUCUAUUUACUUUCUCACACGUCCAAAAUAUAGACACGGGAAUAUUGAAGGAAUUCCAGUCAGGUUGUAAUUAAACGUAGUGGUAACCUGAUGGCACCUACUAGCAUAGAAGAGCUUCCCGAGGAGCUUUUGCUGGAGGUGUUCACUUACUUACCAUUUUCUGACAUCGUCACUUGCUCCCGAGUGAGUAGGCGGUGGCAGAGCGUGACGCACAGUAGCCGCCUGUGGAGGAACUUACGGUACCGGGGCAAAGGCGAGAACAGGCUGAAGGAGGCGUUCGAGAUCACGAAGCUGGCGCACGGCUUCCACAGCCUGUCGCUGGAGCUGUGCCACGGCACGGGCGUGACAAUGUCGCGGGGCGAGAUCCUCGUGUCGCUCUCCCCACUGGCGUGGGUGGCGUUCCGGCCGACACUGGCGGAGGUGGUGGAGCGGCUGUCGCCGGACCUCACGGAGCUGACAGUGGCGGGUCCCGGCCACCUGGAGCACCACCUGCGCCUGGUGCACCGGCUGCUGCUCGUCGCGCCCUUCCGCCACCUCACGUCGUUCCGCGCCCUCUCGCAGUGCGGUACUGUGGUGGACGACGCGACUCUGGGGGUGCUCUGCGAUCACUGCCCUCUGCUCGAAACUCUCGUCCUCGAAGGCUGCCCCGCGGAUCGGCUGACGGCCACGGGCGGUAGGUAA